Molecule: messenger RNA, 2717 nt
Organism: Sitodiplosis mosellana (orange wheat blossom midge)
Lineage: Eukaryota; Metazoa; Arthropoda; Insecta; Diptera; Cecidomyiidae
Product: ribosomal protein S6 kinase delta-1
Exons: 6
Coding region: 283-2391 (702 amino acids)
Biological process (GO): protein phosphorylation
Molecular function (GO): phosphatidylinositol binding; protein kinase activity; ATP binding
Source: RefSeq, a predicted model, not a curated record
CUAAAUCAUCAAAUGAAUACGGUUAUUAUCAAAUGUCAAAGACUUUUGUGUGUGUGUAUUGAAUCGGCGAACAACCUAUGGUUUGUUUUGUCUGCAUUUGACGUUUUUCGUUUUUCGUGUGUAAGAGUAUAUACUAGUACUAACUAUAUAUUGUGAAAACAAGUGAACACUGUUGACAAAGCCAAACAUAAUGUUUGAUAAUUAUUGAAAAUUGCGGUGUAAUAUUGCACUUCCCGAUUGGAAUGGUGGAAAUUUAGAGAGAAAUUUUCGUUUAGUUAGAAAAUGAACAUCACAAAAAUGACCAAAUCCAAUUCAACAGUUGACGAAAAGUGGAUACACAGCUUUGCUGUCACAGAUGUUUUUUUGCAUCCAAAGAAGUUUACCGUUUACAAAAUAACAUCAGUGGUUUUUCCGAUUGAGAUACCCGAAGCAUUGACAUGUCUUACAGUAUGGAAACGAUUUAAUGAUAUCAAAGCAUUGUUGAAAUUCGUAAAAAAACGUCAUAAAAUCGAACGCCUAAAUGGAAUGGUGCCAACUUUGGAUAAUCACACAUUUUUUAAACGUUUCGAGGCAGAUGUGAUAACAGAGCGGAAAUUGUUUAUAAUUCGACUACUAGAUUUUGUUGGACAACAUCCAGCGCUGUAUAAAUCGCAAGUGUUUCAAGAAUUUUUUGCUACCACUCAAACGAUGCCAAACGAUGAAAGUCUUCAAUUCGAAGCCGAUGAUAUUCCAGUGAGUAAAGACACAGUGGAUUGUGCCGCUGUUAAAGUCAUAAAUUCAAUGGUGGAUCCGGAUGAAACUCCAAUUGCAUCAACUUCUUCAUCCAUGGAUGAAUCGUUCGAAUCGAGUUCAGUGUCAACGCCUAUCAUUGAUUCUCCAGCUGAUGGGAAUUCGGAUGAUGGUUACAAGGCAUCGUCGGAAAAUGAUAUCAUUAUUAGUGAUUCAAUUAAAAUUAAAUCAAAUUCAACAGAACAAACAGCUGCCAUUUUGACGCGGCAAUAUUCAAGACAAUAUUCAAGCAGUGAAUAUGUAUUCAGAGAUCCAAUUGAGACUCCAUGUCAUCCUAACGAGAGAAAGGAGUUAUCAAAAUUCAAAGUACUGAAAGUGGUGGAUAGAGCGAUGCAAGUUCAAGACUUAACCACAAAGCACAUUUAUAUUAUGAAGUCGAUUGAUAAAGUAUUCAACGAACCCGAAGAGUUCUACUUACCAACGAAUUUUCCGUUCAUGGUCUCAUUAGUAGCGUACUACGUGUCUGAGUCCAGUGUUUAUUUGCUGUUGGAGCAAGCAACAGGUGGCCAGUUGUAUGAUUACAUUUACAAUUACAAUCGUCAUUCGUUGUCUACAAAAACAACCCUGAACAAAUCCGUACCGAUCAAAUUCAAGGCUGUAAAAAGCAUUUUAAAGAGCAAUCCAAUCGAAAUACCAGAUACGCUAGUCUCUCACCUGAAAACAUCGGAUGCCAAAUCUAGUGAAGAUGAAGAAAAUUUCAGCUUCUACGAUUUACUUCAAUCUUAUUAUGAUGAUGUCCCGCUGAGUAAUUCAGUUAAACCCAUUCCAUUAGAAUGUGAAGAAAGUUUUGACGAAGCUCCUCACUUCAAUUUGAUAGCAAAUGACUUGGACGUGAAUAACAUAUUGAAUUGCUCGCAAAAACUUCUGAAAUCCGUAUCCACUACGCUGAAGCGAGUGCAAACCACUACGGAAUCAAAUUUAUUGUGCAAUGAUAUUAUCACCAAAACUAGUGAUUCGGUUGAAAGUCUGGAUCAAAGCAACGAGGACAAGGAUGAUAUUUAUUUGAAUAUAAUAUCUCCGAGCCCAAGUGAACCAUUUAAUGCCAAAGAAUCAAUUAUAAACCACAAUUAUUACGAAAGUUUCAAACUGUUUGACGUUAGCCAGCUACCGAGAGCGAUAAUUAAACGAUGGUUUCGGGAAAUAAUCUUUGCUGUGAAACAUUUACAUGCGAACGAUAUCGCCUGCUACGAUUUACAACCGCACAAUCUUCUGUUGGGAAAAAAUGGGGAGAUUUUGCUAUCGUAUUUUUAUCGACGAGAAUUCACACCGUAUAUUUUCGGUGAUGAAAUGCAUCAAACAUGCUAUCCGAUUGUUUACAUUGCGCCCGAACGACCGUUGACACUGCAAUCAGAUGUUUGGAGCAUGGGAGUAAUCUUUUACGAACUUCUCACUGGAUUUUCAUUUCAAUCGUGCCACCCCGAUGGAAUUUUAUCAUAUUUUGAUAUUCAGUAUCCAGAAAAUUUCGAACUAGAUUCGACCAGUAAAGAUCUUAUCGAAGGGAUGCUGCAAAUUGACCCGGUGCAACGAACUAAAUUAGACGAAAUCGAAGAGAAUCCGUUCUUUAUAAGCAUUUGGUUUAAUGAAUUAUCUCAAUCAAGCUAACUAGUUAUAGUGAAAACCUCGGCAUCUUUCAAUUGCAAAACAUUUUCCUUAUUGAAAAUUCUAUAUCAGAUAUUAAUCAUGAAAUGAUUGGACGACAUUUAACAAUUCGAUUUGUAUGUAUUUUUUUAUUGAUUGACAUAACGCAAUUAUUUGUAUCAGUGAACACAUUACAUUCCCAAUUCCUAACCGACUGACGAAAUUCAAAAUUUAGCUAUAGUUUGGCAUAUAUUUAAAUCGAUCAGAUUAUGUCGAUCGUUCUACGUAUACAAGAAAAAAAAAUAUAUCAAUACAUGAAAUAAAGAGAGAAAAAAACAACAACAAAAAAA